Stomoxys calcitrans (stable fly) is the source of this 3314-nucleotide messenger RNA. RefSeq names its product eukaryotic translation initiation factor 3 subunit C (gene eIF3c). Gene Ontology annotation, biological process: translational initiation. The transcript has 3 exons. Gene Ontology annotation, molecular function: RNA binding; translation initiation factor binding; translation initiation factor activity. The record is from RefSeq and is a predicted model, not a curated record. Lineage: Eukaryota; Metazoa; Arthropoda; Insecta; Diptera; Muscidae. Bases 122 to 2896 code for a protein of 924 amino acids. Gene Ontology annotation, cellular component: eukaryotic translation initiation factor 3 complex.
GUCGAUUCAUCGAAAGUCGAUUUUUAGAUUCCUUUUCUACGCGACUUGGAAGUUGUCAGCAAUUUUGCAAUUUUCGUACUGUAGAAGAUACGACGAGGACAAACUAAGGUAACGCGCCAGCAUGUCAAGAUUCUUUGCUACCGGUUCUGACUCGGAAUCCGAGUCCGGAGAGGAAGAGGUCCAAAUCCAAACACAAAAUAAAGCCACUGCAUACCAAUUCAGUGAUGACGAAGAAGAAGUCAAGCGUGUGGUCCGCUCCACAAAGGAGAAACGUUAUGAGAACAUCACUGCACUUAUUAAAACCAUUCGCAAUCACAAGAAAAUCAAAGAUAUGGCGAGUAUACUGACAACGUUUGAAGAUUUAACCCGAGCGUAUCAGAAAGCUUUGCCGGUUAUCUCAAAGGAGGAGAAUGGAAUCACCCCCCGUUUCUAUGUGCGCUGCUUGGCGGAGCUGGAAGACUUCAUCAAUGAAGUGUGGGAAGAUAGAGAGGGGCGCAAGAAUCUGUCCAAGAACAACUCAAAAUCUUUGGGCACUUUGCGCCAAAAGGUGCGCAAGUACAUUAAAGACUUUGAAGAAGAUUUGUCCAAAUUCCGUGAGAAUCCAGACCAGGAGAGCGAAGCCGAGGACGAAGAUGCUGCCGAAGAUUCCGACAAUGAAAAGCAGGGAGAUGACUUUGGCACUGGUGCUGGUCGUGAUUUCAAACAACAAAUAUCAGCCGAACAAAAGUCAGCCAAAUCAGCGCCUGCUAAAGCCGAACCUGCGGACGAUGAGUCCGAGGAUUCUAUCGAUUGGGACUCCGAUUCCGAAUCCGAGUCUGAGUCUUCCGAUGAUGAUAAUCAGUAUAUGAACAUUCGUGAUCGUUUCUUGAAAAAACCAUCCGGCAAGGAGGACAAAGAAGACCGUGAGGAACGCAAAAAGGAAAAGCGCACCAAGGAGCCAAAAGUACGUCGCAAACAAGAAGAGGACGAUGAAGAUGGUGAGUGGGAGAUUGUUGUUAAAGGUCCUCUGGUCGAGAAGCCCAAGAUGUUCGAAAAGGAUGCAGAAAUUGAUGUUCCCCUGGUUCUUUCCAAAUUGUUGGAAAUUAUGUCGGCACGUGGUAAGAAACGUACCGAUCGUCGCAUGCAAAUCGAUAUGUUGUUCGAGCUAUUGGAAAUCGCCGAACAACAUAAUCUUGGCGUUGCUGUUGCAGUGAAAAUCCACUUCAACAUAAUUUCGGCCAUUUACGAUUACAACCAGAAGAUUUCCGAGCCCAUGAAGUUGGAGCACUGGGCUAAGUUACUGGACGUCAUGCAGAGCAUGAUGAAGUUGUUGCUGAACAACGAAAACAUUACAAUGAGCGAGAAUGUAUCGGAAGAGAAUGAAGAAUUCAUUGAACCCACCUACUACAUUCGUGGCUGUCCCUUGGCUGCUGUGGAACGCCUGGAUGAUGAAUUCACCAAGCUGCUUAAAGAGUGCGAUCCCCACUCAAACGAUUACGUCAUUCGCCUGAAGGAUGAGGUCACCGUAACCAAAAUCAUUGAAAGUGUUUUGCAAUACUUUGAAAAGGUUGGCAACAACAAUGAACGUUGCCGCAUCUAUUUGCGCAAAAUUGAACAUCUCUAUUACAAAUUUGACCCUGAAGUAUUGAAACGCAAACGUGGGGAGUUGCCUGCCACCACCGCUACUUCGGUAGAAGUAAUGGAUCGUCUGUGCAAAUUUAUCUAUGCCAAGGAUGAUACCGAUCGUAUUCGUACACGUGCCAUUUUGGCUCAUAUAUACCAUCAUGCCCUGCACGACAACUGGUUCCAGGCACGUGAUUUGGUUCUGAUGUCCCAUUUGCAGGACAACAUUGACGCAGCCGAUCCUUCCACCAAAAUCCUGUACAAUCGCAUGAUGGCAAAUUUGGGUCUGUGCGCCUUCCGCCAGGAAAACGUUAAAGACGCCCACCAUUGUUUGGUCGAUCUCAUGGUUACUGGCAAACCCAAAGAGUUGCUGGCCCAAGGAUUGCUUCCCCAAAGGCAGCAUGAGCGUUCCGCCGAACAGGAAAAGAUUGAGAAGCAACGUCAAAUGCCCUUCCAUAUGCACAUUAAUUUGGAAUUGUUGGAAUGUGUUUAUCUCGUCUCGGCCAUGCUCAUCGAGAUUCCCUACAUAGCAGCUCACGAGUUUGAUGCUCGCCGUCGCAUGAUUAGCAAAACAUUCUAUCAGCAACUGCGCUCCUCCGAACGUCAAUCACUGGUCGGUCCGCCCGAAUCCAUGCGUGAACAUGUGGUGGCUGCCGCUAAGGCUAUGCGCUGUGGCAAUUGGCAAGCCUGCGUCAAUUUCAUUGUGAACAAGAAAAUGAACACCAAAGUCUGGGAUUUGUUCUACGAAUCUGAUCGUGUACGCGAAAUGUUGGUGAAAUUCAUAAAGGAGGAGUCAUUGCGCACCUACUUGUUCACCUAUUCGAAUGUCUAUACCUCGCUGAGUAUUCCCUCGUUGGCUCAGAUGUAUGAAUUGCCAUUGCAAAAGGUUCACUCCCUGAUUAGCAAAAUGAUUAUUAAUGAAGAGCUUAUGGCUAGUCUUGAUGACCCCACCGAGACUGUGGUCAUGCAUCGCUCGGAGCCCUCGCGUCUACAAGCCUUGGCUAUGCAAUUUGUGGACAAGGUCACCAAUCUGGUAGAUGUCAACGAGAAGAUCUUCGAUAUGAAGCAGGGCAACUUCUUCCGUGGCAACAUGGGAAAUCGCGAUCGUGGCUACAAUCGCAAUCAGAAUAACCAAGGCUCCAACUGGGGUGGCCAAAGACGCGAUAAUCGCAAUCAGCGCAACCGUAAUCAACGCAAUCAGCAUCAUCAUCAUAACAAACAGCAGCAUCAGCAGCAGCAACAACAACAGCAACAGCACGAGCAACCCCUGCAACAAGUCAUCGAAGAGGAGUAAAGCGCCAACAAGGACUAAAGGUAUAGGUAGAAGAAGAGCGCGUUUAUCAACACCACCAACCGUUGCAAGUUCCGUUCCCCUGCCGGUAUUAUGGACAAUUUAGGCUAUGUUUGUGAUCUAUGCCGAUGUGCUCCCGGCCACAUUGAAUUUCCAUAUUUCUUUGUGGCCGGGGGGAGCUAAAGUUUGACUAUAUUUUUUUUCUUGUUCGUUGGUAUUUAUAACAGUAAAGUAAAACACUUGCAAAAGAAGGCAGACAGUUCUUUUUUGAAUAAGCAAAACGCGUUAUCCUUGUCCCUCAUCGUGUUGUAAAGUAGGAAAGUCUUUUUUUACUAAAUCCAUUCAAUUUAAAAUAAUAUACAAACUUAUAUAUAUUAUAAUAUAUUCUAAAUAAAAACUAAAAACAAACUCUACGAACAAA